UUAUGUGAAAAAAUGUUUUAUUUUUUCUGCUGUUGUUUUGUUCACUUGGACCGGUGGUGGCUUACCUUUUUUCUUUUCUGGUGGAUUAUAUUGAUUAUGAAGAGAACACAGCCACAUCAGCAUACAGCUGUUACAUUAUAUUAAAUAAUUACGAGGAGGCUUUGCUGUCAGUCUGACAACAGUCUCAUCUGGGACAACUUGUGACACAGACGUGUUCUCUCUUCACCCGGAAACGUUAACGCUUAAGCUACAGCCAUGGCUCGUCUGGAACAGGUCAUUACAAACAUUGUGGAUAUAUUUCUGGAGUAUGCUGAUGAUGAUGGCAAGAAACACCAGUUAAACACAGAAGAGUUGAAGAAGGUGUUGGAGAAAGAAAUACAAAGUCCUGAGUUAAAAGAUAAAAUCAAUGCAGAUGACAUCGGGGAAGCCAUGGAGCUGCUGGAUAAAAACCAUGAUGGUGAGGUCAAUUUCAGAGAGUUUUGUCGGUGUGUGUCUGUCCUGGCCAAAUGCUACUACAACAAGAAGACAGGCAAGGGUGUCAAGAGAGGCAAGGGCAAAGAACAAGAAGCUGAAGAAGAAGACUGAAAAAGAUGAACUGCAAACCCUAUAAAUGUUUGUAGCACUCCAAUAUAUAAAAAUAAUAUAUUUUUGCAUCAGUUUUCCCCAGUAAGAGUCAUUUAACAACUCCCUGUCUUUACUCUCACUUUUUCUUAGUUACCAUUUAUUUGUGUGAAGCCACUUAUCUUUGCCUAUUUGCAUCUAUUUGUUUGAAUGCACCGCCUUUAUCAAUCUGUCAGCCAGUUCAAGCUGAAUAAACCGAAUGCACCUGGUC
Messenger RNA from Sander lucioperca (pikeperch), 832 nucleotides. RefSeq names its product S100 calcium binding protein W (gene s100w). Gene Ontology annotation, molecular function: calcium ion binding; transition metal ion binding. The transcript has 5 exons. The record is from RefSeq and is a predicted model, not a curated record. Lineage: Eukaryota; Metazoa; Chordata; Actinopteri; Perciformes; Percidae. The coding region runs from base 256 to 585 and encodes 109 amino acids.